ACUCCUCGAUCUCGAUCUCCAUCGCUUCUUCCUCGCACCCAUGGAGGUUUCUGCGGCUCCUGCCAUCAGCCCUUCCUCCGACGAGCGGCUCUGGAGCAGACUCCGCGACCGCGUCGACUCCAUUCUCGAUAAUUGUGGGCCCAAGAUCGACCUCCCACCUUCCUCUUCCUGUAGGGUGGAAUCGGAGUGUGGGAAGAGGUUAAGGGAAGACUCUGAGCUUCUGAUAAAAGGAUUCGAUUCGGUCUCUUCGUCUUUGUCCCAGCUUUCCAGCACUCUAAGCAGCACGCAGCAGAGAGUAACUUAUCUAACCAAAUCCUCGGUAGCAGAAGAACUACCGAGAGAACGUCAAAAAACAGAAAGUGAAGAACCAAAAGCCAAGAGACAUUGUGAUUCCACUGAGCAGACCAAGUACGAAGCUAAUUCCUCUAAUAAGCAUGAGGCAGCUGCUCUCAAAAGUUCUGCAGACAACAAUAAGUUGGCAAAUUCUAAUGAAGGAGAUAAUGAGAUUGCAUCAUAUCCAAUGCAAAAUGCAACAAUGAAGAAGGCCAAAACUCUUGCAGUUAUGAUGGCCACUAAGGCAUCAUACCUCUCAAGAGAACUUAAAACCAUAAAGUCGGAGUUAUCUUUCAUGCAGGAGAGAUGUAACCUGCUUGAGGAGGAGAAUACGAGGUUUCAAGAAGAUUUUGACAAAGGUGUAAGACCAGAGGAAGAUGACCUGGUGAGACUUCAACUGGAGGUUCUGUUGGCCGAAAAGUCCAGAUUGGCAAAUGAGAAUGCUAAUCUAAUGAGAGAGAAUCAAUGCCUUCACCAGCUUGUAGAGUAUCAUCACCUAACAUCUCAGGAUCUAUCAGCAUCAUAUGAGCAAGCUGCUUUACAUGGGAUGUGCCUAGAUUUUUCUUCUCCUAUGCCAAAAUCAGACAUAGAUGACGAGAAUGGCCAUAGUGAUUGUGAAGUUCCCUUUACUCCAUCAACAGGUAAGUUAGGACUAUUCUCAUCUCUUGAUGAGCACUUGGAAAUCCAUCACGAUACGUAAAUGACGUGCAGAAAAUGGCCUUUCCAUGAAAAUUGUGAUGAUUGUUUAUUAUUUGUGCCACGGACUUGUUUUUUCAUUUCCGCCUACUCUUGUUUUAAAACGUAUUUACUGUCCUAAAAAGAGGAUAAUUGUUUGCUUA
Musa acuminata subsp. malaccensis (wild Malaysian banana) is the source of this 1172-nucleotide messenger RNA. RefSeq lists its product as uncharacterized. The record is from RefSeq and is a predicted model, not a curated record. NCBI's taxonomy places the organism in Eukaryota, Viridiplantae, Streptophyta, Magnoliopsida, Zingiberales, Musaceae.